AUGGGUCCAAAGAAGAAAGGCAAAGGAAAUAAACUGUCUCGUAUGAGUGAAGAAGAGAGAGCUCGAUAUCUACAGCAUAGAGCUGCAAUUGAGGAAGAAGCCAGGAGGCGUAAACAACAACUUAUUGCCACAUUUAUGAAGAACAAGCUUAAGCAUGAAGAAGCAUUCACACGACUUAAUAUGGCAAAAAUCAAUCAAGAGUGGCGUCAGAUAUUGCGUAACAUAAAAACCAAGGAGCUGAAGCAGAAUUUGACUGCCCUUUGGGAGUCUUUUCAACAUGUCACCAGCUACAAGACACAAGUUAUGGAAAAUCUUUUAAAAGAUAUGGAAGAUGCAGCUGACCAAUAUAACAGAAUAUUACAAUGCCAUACAGAAGCAACAGACAGAUUGCUUCAGAUUCAUGAAGCACGGCUAUCUCAUUUGCAUAACAUUUAUUUGGAGGAACGUAAGUCGCUGCUACAUGCAGCAGAAAAAGAGAGGUGUAAAAUUCAAGAAACAGCUAAUGCUGAAGAAGAAUAUUUACGUGUUCUUCUUUAUGGGUUACAAGCAUCAAUGGAUAAAUUCAGUAAAGAGGGGAUAGCUAACCAGAUGGCAAAAGUUGAUGAACGCAGGAAUAAUUUGCUGAGCGAUUUUGAACAAAUGCAGGAUGAAAAGCGCUCCGUUAUUGAGAAUAUAUGGAGAGACUUUCAACAAGUUCUCAGAAAUUAUUUUUCAGAAACUGAAAACAGACGUUCACAUUAUCAUAUGCUGAAAUCCCAAGACAGUGAAAGUACUAAAACAAUUAAUGAUUGCAACAUGAAGAUUAAUUUGCUGACAGAACAAGUUGCUGCAUUGAAGCUUCAGCUGACUACAUUAAAAAGUGAACAGAAUAAGAAAAAGGCUGAUCUAAUAGAAGAGCAGGAACAUUGGCAGAAAUCUUUUUGGGAUAUGAGGGUUAAAUUAAGUAAUGAAAAGAAGCUAGAUGAAAAACAAAUGUUGCUCAUGGUUACUUGCAGUAACAAUACCAUCAAUGAACUAAAUGUAAUCAUCAAAAAAGCAGAACAGAUCUUCCAUUUGUUUGGAAUCUGUAGUAAAUAUGAGACUGAAAGAGAGAAAGUUAUUCCCUUUGGGUGUGAUUUCUUACCACCUAGUGAGGGUGAUGAUCUCAAGACACUGGAGAAACAAGAUAUCAGUGAUCCAUUACUAGAGGAGAUAAUUACAUACCAGAAGCUUGAAAACUUUUGGAGGAAGUACAAUCAUGUUUUCCUUGAAUCUGCUGCUCUGAAGCUACAUCAUGAAGCCUUGACGAUUGAGAAUCAACAGCUUAAAACAACAUUACGCCAUUAUUUGUCAGUAAUGUCCAGGGGGAAUGAUCCUGAAAAUGUGAAAAUACGUUUAAUGGGGGCACGUCCAAGUACAACACGUGCUAUAAGGAAGCACAUUACACUGAUGAAAGGAUAUGACAAAAUCUCUUCCAAAAGACGGCCAGUAACUUGCAUAGAAGCUAAUGGAAGUAUAGCAGUGAAACAUAUGUUGCGAUCAAAAUUUGUGUAA
Molecule: messenger RNA, 1533 nt
Organism: Schistocerca nitens (vagrant locust)
Lineage: Eukaryota; Metazoa; Arthropoda; Insecta; Orthoptera; Acrididae
Product: dynein regulatory complex subunit 2
Exons: 8
Coding region: 1-1533 (510 amino acids)
Biological process (GO): regulation of cilium movement; axonemal dynein complex assembly; cilium-dependent cell motility
Cellular component (GO): axoneme; axonemal dynein complex
Source: RefSeq, a predicted model, not a curated record